This is a messenger RNA of Macadamia integrifolia, 1541 nucleotides long. Its product is annotated as aminoacyl tRNA synthase complex-interacting multifunctional protein 1. The record is from RefSeq and is a predicted model, not a curated record. Gene Ontology annotation, molecular function: tRNA binding. Lineage: Eukaryota; Viridiplantae; Streptophyta; Magnoliopsida; Proteales; Proteaceae. The coding region runs from base 63 to 1256 and encodes 397 amino acids. The transcript has 12 exons.
UACAUCAUUGUGAAGCAAUAUACAUCGGAACUGGAAGAGCAAAGAAAGAAUCGACGGAAGAGAUGGACUGCAACAGUUCUGCAAAUGAUGGCAUCCUCCACAGAAGAAAGCAAGACGUCGUUCGUUCUCUCUGCAAACGCCUCAGCUUGGAUCCUAAAAGUUCAAGUGAAAUCAUCAGGGAAAAUGACCUUAAAGAGUUGUUUUCAAACAUUUUAAAGGUUGCAGGAAAUAGUGUUGAUCCUGGAAAUAAGGAGGUGCUGAAGUGGGUGGAGUUUGCUGGUAGUUUCCCUACUGAUGCUGAAGCCUGCAAUGAGGUUCUCAAAGGAUUGAAUGAAGAAUUGACCCAAAGGUCUGUUCUCCUGGGGAAUGGACUGAAACCUACUGAAGUUGACAUUUUUGUGUUUUCGGUGUUGCAUUCCUUUGUGAGUGGCCUUUCAAUUUCAGAGAGUCUGAAGUUUUCUCAUGUGAUAAGAUGGAUGGACUACAUUCAGUGCAAGGAGGAUCUCUUGGGAUUAUUUGAGAAGAAGAUCUCAGUGGAGAGGACAGCAUUUGAACCGCCAUGCUCAAAAGAAAAGGUGGAAGCAACUCAAGCAUGUGCAAGUACCGAAAAGAAUGUGGGAAAGACGGAAGCAGACUCGAACUCAAAGAAAAGUGUUGCUGAGAAAAAAGCUGCUGAAGAUGUUAAAAUUACAGAGAGAAAGGUUAAGUUACCAGAAAAGGUAGCGGCUGAGAAGGAUACAAAAGAAGCAGUUGAGAAUGAUAUAGUUCCCAUUAGUUUGCUUAAUAUACAGGUUGGCCUCAUUAUCAAGGCAUGGAAGCAUCCUUCUGCGGACAGUUUACUAGUUGAGGAGAUAGACUUGGGAGAUGGCAACAAGCGGCAGGUGGUCAGUGGUCUAGCAAAGUAUUGCAGUCCAGACGAGUUAACAAAUCGUCAUGUGGUGCUAAUUACGAAUGUUAAGCCCGGAAAGCUGCGAGAUGUAAUGUCUGCUGGACUGGUGCUGUGUGCUUCUAAUCAGGAUCAUACGGUUGUGGAGCCGCUGCUUCCUCCAGAAGGGGCUAAAUGUGGGGAAUGCAUUUCUUUUUCAGGGUAUGACGGAAAGCCAGAGGAUGUUCUAAAUCCCAAAAAGAAACAAUUGGAGAAGAUUACGCUGCAUUUCCACACAGACGACAAGGGUGUGGCUACUUUCAAGGGAAUACCAUUUAUGACAUCGGCAGGUCCAUGCACAUCUUCCAUUCCCAAUGCAAGCAUCAAGUGAGCAUGUGGAGGUGUUAAUCAUGCUUAAGUUUUCUAGUCUACUAUGUCAUCAUGCUGGAAAUCUUGUGGCACGUGUAACACAUGUGAAAUGCUUGGAGGUUAGAAGCCCUUGGCCUUGUGUUCACUGACAAGUGUAUUCUUCCGUUUCUGAUGGAUAUUGAACGAUAUGUAGACUGUUGUCUGCUUGGUAAUUGAUUGAAGAAAGGAUAUCAGAGCAGGUUUUUGUUUGAGAGGCUUCAAUGUUAUUAAUACAUGUAUAAUCUUUCUUACGUGAAAUGUUUGACCA